CAGACCAAGGAGAGACAUUCAUACUCCAGAAGCCUCAUCCUUCUUCUCAGCCAAACCAAUACAAACCACAGGCUCCCCACGCCAUGGCCUGCUGUGUUCCCCGCUGCUGCAGCGUCCCCACUGGGCCCGCCACCACCAUCUGCACCUCUGACAAAUGCUGCCGUUGUGGAGUCUGCCUGCCCAGCACCUGCCCACACACAGUUUGGCAACUGGAGCCAACCUGCUGUGACAACUGCCCCCCGCCCUGCCACAUCCCUCAGCCCUGUGUACCCACCUGCUUCCUGCUCAACUCCUGCCAGCCAACCCCAGGCCUGGAGACCCUCAACCUCACGACCUUCACUCAGCCCUGCUGUGAGCCCUGCACCCCAAGAUACUGCUGACCUGUGGCUGCUCUGCCCCGUACCUGACAAUGAAAGAGUCGACCCAGAAGCUUUAGCGUUCACCUGUCUCAGUACCUGCAACAAAUUGACUAUGCUUUAGAAGUUGGAGGAACGGUGGCACUAUUACUGGCAACCCCCACCCACACACAAAAAAAGAAACUUAGAGACUUUCAACACCAUGCAACUAUUAUCUAUAACCAAGUGCAGUUUGAAUAGGUGGAUGUCUACAGGCUUCUCAAAGUUGUUCAGUUCCUUCAUAUUAAAGUGUAUCUUUCUUUGGGUGCUUUGGGAAGUUUGUUUCCAGUCUUGGGUGGUUUCUUUCCAGAAAUUGAGGAAGUUCAUGAUCAUGCUAAUAAAUUUUAUAUUUCUGGCAUAGCACAAA
Messenger RNA from Nycticebus coucang (slow loris), 762 nucleotides. Its product is annotated as keratin-associated protein 3-3. The coding region runs from base 84 to 380 and encodes 98 amino acids. The transcript has a single exon. Gene Ontology annotation, molecular function: structural molecule activity. Gene Ontology annotation, cellular component: keratin filament. The record is from RefSeq and is a predicted model, not a curated record. Lineage: Eukaryota; Metazoa; Chordata; Mammalia; Primates; Lorisidae.